UUCCCUCACCGUUUGCAGAUUCUAGACGUCUCCAUUUGUCGAUCCAAACACACAAGAAUACUUUUUGGCUCAUGAACUCCUCCGCAACCGCCACCUCGCUCGCUCCGUUGCCAAUCCGCCACCGCUUUUUCCGCAAACCCUCCUUCUCCUGCUCCAUGCCUCGCCCUCCCAAUCGGAACCGCCGAAACCGCCGACGAAACCCCAACACCCCCACCACCGUCCCCACCUCCAAGCCCGCCUUCUACACUUCUUCCGACCCCGAAAAUCUCCAAGCCACCUUCGACCUCAACACCCUCUACUACUCCUCCCACUCCUACCUCCGCUACUUCCUCUCCUCCGCCUCCGACGCCGUCGAGGACCUCCAGACCCUCGUCUCCGUCGACGCUGACCGGAGAAUCGUCGUCUCCUGCCGCCCCUCCACGCUGCGAUUCGUCGGCAAUUUCGCGGUGGCGACCUGCGCCGUUGUGCUGGGGUUUAGGGUUUUGGUUGGGCUGGUGAGGUUAGGGUUCGGGAGCGGGUCGGGUUAUGGAAGAGAGAAGGUAGUGACGAGGAGGGAUAGGAGUCUUGGCGGGAAAGAGGUUGUGGUGGCGAGGGUAGAGAGGCCCAGAGCAGAGGAGGUUAGUGUCACCAAGAAAAGGGAGAGUGUGUUUAAGAAGAAUCGGGUUCGAUUCGGAGAGAAGCUUCCCCAAUGGUGGCCAACUACAACUUCCCAGCCAAUUUUAGGGGUGGAUAAUGAGGAGCACCAGAGAGAAGCAAAUAGAUUAGUUAGAGCAAUCACGGACAAUAGAAUGAGCGGGAAGGACAUUAUGGAGGAUGAUAUAAUUCAUUUACGUCAAAUAUGCAGGGUAUAUGGAGUUCGGGUCUCCUUUGAUACUACAAAUACACGGGAUUCAUUGUACCGUGUGUCUGUUGAUUUUGUCUUAAAUGUAUGUGCCAGGGCGCCGAGUCACUCUAAUGGUGUUGAGAUCGAGGGUGAAGAUGCUCGGCAAUUCAUAGCUGGGCUUGCUGAGAAUAUUGGGCUUGAGAAUGUUCGUGCUGGAAGAAUUGUGUCUGCAGCUGUGGCUGCACGUACACGUUCAUGUUUUUUGCAGGCCUGGGCUUUAGUAAUGCAAGGUAAACAUGCAGAAGCAGUGGUGGAAUUGUCAAAGAUAUGCCUUGUUUGGCGGAUUUUCCCUCCCGAGGAGUCUUCACCUGAGAUGGAGAUGGUGGCUCGAGGCUUGGAGAAACACUUGAAAAUGGAUCAGAGGGAAUUUCUUAUGAGCAUGCUUGUUGGCAUUUGCAGCGAAGAGAGCCAGAAAAGAGCAGCAGAAGCGCUAGGUUUGGUAUCAUCUUUCAAAGGUGUUGGUGAUGAACAAUGGCAAUAGUCUAGUUAGGAAAUAACCAUCAAGGAAGCACAUGUGCUGAAUCAAAUCUAAUAACCAUAAGGAAACACAUUGGGUAUUUACUAUUGUGAAUAAGCUCUAAUAUCAAUUAAGAAAUACAUCAAAUCUUAUUUUUUCAC
This is a messenger RNA of Fragaria vesca subsp. vesca, 1501 nucleotides long. RefSeq lists its product as uncharacterized. The record is from RefSeq and is a predicted model, not a curated record. NCBI's taxonomy places the organism in Eukaryota, Viridiplantae, Streptophyta, Magnoliopsida, Rosales, Rosaceae. Bases 72 to 1364 code for a protein of 430 amino acids. The transcript has 7 exons.